GCACACACGUAUUGGAUAAACAAGUACAGCUGGGGGCGGGAGCAACAGGGCGGGCAAAAAAACACAGGUUGCCAAAGCAAAGCAAAGCAAAGCAGCAUUGCCCAGCCAUGGAUACGGGCCAUAAUGAAGAAGUUCAGAAGGAAGUUGAUUAGCUCAGUAAAGUGAGCCAAUCAGGAGCCGAAGGGGGUCUAGCUCAAAUGGGAGAGCGCUCGCUUAGCAUGCGAGAGGCACUGGGAUCGAUACCCAGGUCCUCCACACUUUUGCCGCUUCUUUUUCUUGUUGCGUGCUGUGGUGAUGGUGGGCCUCAUUGGGUGCUGUGAAAUAAUAACAAAAACACUAAUCUUUUUCGAAUGGCUCUUCUUUUUUUGCAGAGGCAAAAAAAUAAGGAACGACCUGGUGGAUCCAGAUGCGGGCUGGCCAUCGUUGCAAUGCCUGCCACUGUGUUUUUCAAAGCUGUUUCUUGUCUAUCCCACUCUUGUUUCUUUGUUGUUUUAUUGCUUGGCACUUGCUGACCGACAUUUUCUUUUUCUAUUGUGGAUAUUGUAUUUACAAUAAACUGCAUUUAUUUUACUUGUGUAUUGUCA
Molecule: messenger RNA, 584 nt
Organism: Kickxella alabastrina
Lineage: Eukaryota; Fungi; Kickxellomycota; Kickxellomycetes; Kickxellales; Kickxellaceae
Exons: 2
Coding region: 295-555 (86 amino acids)
Source: RefSeq, a predicted model, not a curated record